GGACGAGAGGAAUUUAUGUCACCACGGUUAGAUCGUAUGUCAUUGGGUGGGCAUGUUAAAAGAUCCAAACGUUAUUUAAAAAACCAAAAAGGAUCGGUGGCAGAAGUUAGUAGGAAAGUCGCAAUUAGAACGGUGACACUGAACGAGCCAGAGCUUAAUUUACACGACGUGUCGCAACUGUUGGGACAUCAAUCAACGUUUAUUCGUGUCAUAAUGGGGUCAUAUAACAAGUUUUUUAUGAGAUUGUGAAAAAUGAGCAAGCUUUAUUAGGAAAAUCCGUUUCAUUUGAAUGAGAAAACAUGACGUUUUGCUUGUUAAUCGUGAAAAGAGGUUUAUCGAUAGUCAAGCAGUAGACGAUUAUAACGGUCAAAAGUCGUGUUUACGUUUUCCUCCUUGUUAGUUGGAAAUGAUUGGUGUUAUAUUGUUUGACAAUCACGACGAUUUACUCUAUGUUUACAGUGAUCAUGAAUUCAAAAAUAGAAUUCGCUGCGUAUCCAAUACCUUGGACAUGUGCGCUGUGCCCGGAGAGAUCGCACAAGACGAUGAUAUUCGGACGAGAUUGGAUGCAGAAUCCAUGAUCCUGAUGCAAAUCUUUUCUCCUCUGUUGACUUCUUACAGAAUAAUGAAUCAAGAGUUCCAGAAUUCAUAUGACUGCAUCACCUGUGAGGAUGGUUCCACAACAGCCUUUUAUGAACAGAUGGGGUUUCUGCUAAUUGCCGUGGCCAAAUCAACAGUCAAUGCAGCCCAUCUGGCUAGGGUUUCCUUCAGUGUCAUGCAACAUGUUUGUGGCCCAUCGUUAUCAGUGUUGAAACACUCAAAUACUCACUCAGAGCUUGCCACUCUUUUAAUAGAGACAUUUUUAAAAUUGAGACAAUCUAGUCAACCCAUUGUUACAGAGUCAUUACAUUAUGAACCCAUUUGUGAGGUUGUGAAUUCUUCAAUUUUAAGAGUCCUUCAAGUUGCAGUUUCUGAUUUGAGUGUACGUGGAGGAAUUCCAGAAAACCGAUCUCAUAUUCUAAUCAUAAAAGAAACCAGUAUUGUUGCCAUUUACUCAGGGAGAGGAACAUCAGAAUUAAGAAUUGAUGAAAUUCUGUUUCUGAUUAUUGUUGCCAAUGCCUUUGAUCACUCCAAAUCUUCUACUCGCCAUAGUCUCCUAAUUCUUGAAUCAUGUGUACCUUACACAAUUCACAUUCAACGAGUAGAAAAUGGCCUUGAUGUCAUCGUCUUAAUUGAGUGUGGAUUGCACCAGAUAGCCACCAGCCUGUUUGCAUUGUUGAAAAGCGUAUCCGCCUCACCCACGAAGGUCGACUUGAUUCCGAAACAAUUGAAAGAACUAAAAAAAAUGACCUACAAACCAAAUCAGCGGCAUCAGUGGUGUGAAUCAUUGAUCUGGAGACCCGAACAAAGUCAUAAUCAAUCGGCCAUGUCGGCAUUUUGUCGCCAAAUUCUUCGUGGAUAUGAAGCCGUGUGCCUCAAUCCAUCCUUACUUUAUGCAGCUGUUGAACUCGUUUCUCGUGUGAUUGACGACAUCCAAUUAAGUAUUCCUAUAGAGUCUCUGUCCCAACCAUGCAGACUCACGCCGCUGCUCAACAUCUAUCCCGGACUGGUGCAUUUCGUGCUUAUCGACAGAAAAAACCAUCGCAUGAUCUCCCCAAAUCUGCCGCUAGAACGGGACGAUUCUACGUUCGGAAAUAUGUGGAAAAUCUUUCAUACAUCUUUAGAAUGGUUAAACGAAGGAAUGCACAAUUUACUGUGGAAUGACAAGCAGCUGUGUUACUCGCACGCCAUCUGGAUCGAAGACGAAGCGAAUAAAAAAUUGCAGUGGAGACCUAAUUGGGACAUUCAAACCGGUACAUUUGGCUAUCCAUCCUUGAUAGAAAUUUAAUGAAAGGAGGGCUAGAAGACGAGGAAGCCGAUCCUACUCAUUACUUCCAGUUUUUCUGUAUACAUCUCGCUAUAACCAGCCCAAGUAUUAUUGUCGAGCAAUCAGAACGUUUGGCCAACUAUUUGAAACGAUUCAU
This is a messenger RNA of Daphnia magna, 2021 nucleotides long. RefSeq lists its product as uncharacterized. The transcript is spliced from 7 exons. Gene Ontology annotation, cellular component: BLOC-3 complex. Gene Ontology annotation, biological process: vesicle-mediated transport. Gene Ontology annotation, molecular function: guanyl-nucleotide exchange factor activity. The coding region runs from base 407 to 1885 and encodes 492 amino acids. NCBI's taxonomy places the organism in Eukaryota, Metazoa, Arthropoda, Branchiopoda, Diplostraca, Daphniidae. The record is from RefSeq and is a predicted model, not a curated record.